Molecule: messenger RNA, 345 nt
Organism: Neurospora crassa OR74A
Lineage: Eukaryota; Fungi; Ascomycota; Sordariomycetes; Sordariales; Sordariaceae
Exons: 5
Coding region: 1-345 (114 amino acids)
Source: RefSeq, a predicted model, not a curated record
AUGUCUGGUCCGCGUGUUUCAAGGGUCCAAGGCCAAUGGCAAGACCCUAGGGUCAAAAACCAAAGACUCCUGUUAGAUAGAACAUGGUUUUUGUCUCAUCCUGCGUCGGACCCGGCCGAUAAGUGGGUAAUAGUGUUGUCGUCCAUUCUUCCUAGAAAGGAACCUACGGAUUUAAGUCAGUUGGCUGAUAAGGCGGAUGAUAGGCCCGACAAAGCUGAGAAGUUCGCGGACCCAACGGUUGUCCAGAUCUCGGGAGAUACAUGUGCGCAGGCAGUCAGUAUUGUACAUCUGGCAGAAACCGAGUUGGGCAGACAGAUAGCAAAAUUGUGUAUAUGUAGUGCGUAG